This is a messenger RNA of Bemisia tabaci, 3989 nucleotides long. Its product is annotated as copine-8. Gene Ontology annotation, molecular function: calcium-dependent phospholipid binding. Gene Ontology annotation, cellular component: plasma membrane. Gene Ontology annotation, biological process: cellular response to calcium ion. The record is from RefSeq and is a predicted model, not a curated record. Lineage: Eukaryota; Metazoa; Arthropoda; Insecta; Hemiptera; Aleyrodidae.
CAAUGCCAAUGCGCAGUCUCGAAAGAAAUGUCAAUGACCGAGUAAUUUCCAAAGUCAAUCAAACGCAGAUGAAUAGCAAUCAUGCAUAUUACUUUUAUUUCCGGUUAGCUGACCUUUAAAUCCUUGGAAAAUGAACUACUGGUCACUGGUUUGUUAUCCUCCCGCAGCUAUGAAGAUGAGGCGUGCCAAUAUUGCUCGUAAUGUUGCAAUUCCGUCGUUUCGUCAUUCAUAACCUCUAACAUUCAAAAUAAACAAAAAGCUUAUCAGUAAAAGUAGUGGUGUUGUGGUGAACUGGGAAACUUGCGUUAUAAUACAAUUUCUCCUUUUUUUAAUUGUAACACACAGCAAUUCUUCCCGCAUUUGACAGCCCCCCUCAAUUCAACGAUGACUGUAUCAUUUUUCCUCCGUACAUUUAUGUCUGUUCGAGUAGUUACCUACUUGUGGAUUCACCAUGAUGUAACCGAGCUCGAGCCGUACACUUAAGCAUUUCAUUCUCCUAAUUUGAUGACCCGAUUGAAUAUUUUUUCUCUCUGAGCUCUCCAAAAGCUUCAUUCGUUUCUAAUCAUGGCAUAUUUUGUUCCUGGAUCAGCAUCGGAGCCUACAUCUGAGGUUGAACUAACCCUCUCAUGCAGAAAUCUAUUGGACUGCGAUGUGUUCUCUAAAUCUGAUCCAAUGUGCGUUGUUUACUUGAAGACUCCAGAAAUGUCUCAUUGGCAAGAAAUUUGUCGCACAGAAACUGUCAGGAAUACUCUGAAUCCUGACUUCGUGAAGAAAGUCCACAUCCUGUAUCGGUUCGAAGUCCAACAAAACUUAAAAUUUGAGGUGUAUGAUAUUGAUGCCAACAGUUCAAAUCUUGAUGACCAUGACUUCCUAGGCUCUUGUCUUACAACAUUAGGGCAGGUUGUUUCAUCAGGAAAAUCCUGUCUCCCUCUGUCUGGGACAAACCAGCGGAACUCUGGUGAGCUACUUAUUCGAGUCGAAGAACUUUCUAAUUGUAAUGAUGAAAUCACAUUGAAGUUCAGUGGCCGCAACCUGGACAAAAAAGACUUUUUUGGCUCAUCAGAUCCAUUCUUCGAGCUUCUCAAAGUUGUUGAAGAUGGUACGUAUACACUUAUUUAUCGCUCAGAAUUUAUCAAAUGGAACCUAAAUCCGAACUGGAAACAAUUCACACUACCUAUCCGAAACCUUUGUGGAGGUGAUCAUGACCGCGAUAUCAAAAUUAGCUGUUACGACUGGAACAGAAGUGGGAACCAUAGUUUGAUCGGGCACGCACACAUCACAGUCAACCAACUCAAAGCAAAAAAUGUUGCUGCAGAUCAUAGCUUCGCACUAAUUCAUCCUGAUAAAGCGCGCAAAUCAAGCUAUAAAAAUUCUGGGCUUAUGGUGCUAGAAUUUUUUGAUUUUCGAAAAGUUUACUCAUUCUUAGACUAUAUUAUUGGUGGUCUUCAGAUCCACUGUACUUUUGCUAUUGAUUUUACUGCCUCAAAUGGGGACCCCUCAAUGCCUCAGUCCUUGCAUUAUAUAAGUGAUGGUGCUAAUCAGUAUGAACAAGCUUUAAGUGCAGUUGGUGAGAUCAUCCAAGACUACGAUUGUGCGAAACAGUUUCCAGUUUUAGGUUUUGGAGCAAGGCUCCCUCCAGAUGGACGGAUAUCGCAUGAAUUUUAUGUUAACCUCUCUCAAAAUAACCCAUACUGUGAUGGGUUGAAAGGUGUUGUUGACUCAUAUAGGUCCUGCAUCCGUCAAGUGCAACUUUAUGGUCCAACUAAUUUUAGUCCUGUUAUCAACCAUGUUGCCAAGUUUGCUGCAGCAUAUCAAGAUGGUAGUCAGUAUUUUAUUUUGCUCAUUAUAACCGAUGGAAUCAUCACAGAUAUGGAGCACACAAAAGGUGCUAUCGUUCACGCCUCAACACUUCCCAUGUCAAUAAUUAUAGUCGGCGUUGGUCAGGCAAAUUUUGCCGCCAUGAGUGAGUUGGAUGCAGAUACUGUUCCUUUAGUGUAUAAUAAUGUUAAAGCUUUCAGGGAUAUUGUGCAAUUUGUUCCUUUUUCCGAUUUUCAAAAUGUCAAGAACCCGCUUUUAGCAAAAACUUAUCUGGCAAAAGAGGUUCUUGCCGAAAUACCUGAACAAAUUGUUUCUUUCAUGAAAAGUAAAAAUAUUGUGCCAAGUGUGAAAGGUGCUCCUCCACCUUAUUCUGCUUAGCGGAAGAAAAAUUUCAUGUUGUGGUAUUGAACUUUUGUACCUUUUGAAUCAUGUUGCCAAAUUUUUUUUAUGUAUCUGGUGUUAAGGUAGAAUUGUGGAACUUAUUUGUUUGGUUAGAUCAAGUCCUUUACUUUAACAAAUUUGGAAAGAAAAUACAAUGUUGUAGAUGCCUCACUCUCAUUAAUAUUGGCUUUGUCUACUCGGAUAUUUCCUCUCAAGUUUGGGUGAGAGUUUGGCCCUUUCAAAAAGAAGACCUCUGGCAUCAAUUAACUUUUUGAGCUUGAUCGUAAAUUGUAUAAUUUCAAUGCAUCUCAAAGACAAUGAGGGAGGGGAAACAGGAAUGAUGGUUUUUCCCACAUUUUUACUUUCUUGAAGUCUUACCUUACUGUGAAUGAAGAAAAGUUGCCAAGUUUCCCAGACUUUUUUCGGCACUGACAUAUUAAAUAGUAAUUAUAAAAAACAAUUUUAAUCGUCAUAGAGAAAGAAAAAAAAUUUCCAGUCGUUUACCCAAUUCCACGAAUAUAUUUUGGUUCGAGUUCUAAAAAACCUUAACAAAAUAGCAAAGUCACAAUUUUUCUAAAGCCAGAUAAUGCAUCAAAUAUAAUUCCAGAGAAAACAAACAGAAGCUUAUUUGCACUCUCUGCAUUCAUCAGUAAGGUCUGGACUUUUAGCUGAAGGAACAUCUAGAUUAAAAGUGACAGAACGGACUACGAAUGUUGUGUCACUGGCUGUUGUAUUCUUAAAAGCAGGAAACAUUAUAAUUGCAAACUUGGAAACCUCCAAAACUCGUCAUAAUUCUGGAGAAAAGUUUAUGAAGGAGUGAGAAGCUGAAUGUGUUUCAGCACCGGAGUUUCAAAAUUAAUAUUUUUUUCUUAUUUUUUUUCCACAAUAAUACCUAACAUAUGUUCUACUUACUAUUGUAAAAAGCUUCACAAAUUACCUGUUUGUAUUCUUAAGAUUUCUCUUCCUUUUCUGUUUUAAGGAGCAUAGUAUCUUUAUCCAUAGUUGAUCACAUUUGUUCUCAUACUUUCCAUUGUCGCCAUUAUUUUUAAUUUGUUUAUUUCUAGAACUUAUUUGAAAAACUUAAAAUAUUUUAAAGAUUUUUGACAAAUUGGUCUUAAACAAAAAAAAUAUUUCAAGUCUUCUGGAAUUCUUGCAACCACCUUAUGUCAUACAUUGAUUAAUAUGCACAAAUUAUUGUAUGUAGAUGUAUACAACUAAACCAAAAUCACUCAGUACUUUUCUGAUUGUCAUUCUUUUGUGUCAAAGGUUUUCUGUUUUUUUAGUCAAGAUCAAGUUAGAUAUUUUUUCAAUUUUCAAACAUUUCUUUACUAUACCUAACGUAAUUCUACUUUUUACUGUAUUCCUUCAAGAGCAUCAAAUUUUUUAUUCAGGCAUAGGACAUUAAUAAGUGUACGGUCUCGUAUUAAUAUAUGCCCAUUUUUCCUACAGAGGCCAAGGAGUAUAAAAGCUCUACUUUUAGGGUAUUCCUAAUCAGGUCUUUACGCUCUGAUUUCUUUUUUUACUUCAGCCAAUAUUGGGAUGUUCUUAACCGUGCCUUCAUGCCUGUCUUUUGCGUACUUAAGUUUUCCGUUGCUUUCUGUUCACCUGUAGGAUUCAUUAAAUUAAUCUUUCAUAUUCAUUUGGUGAGGAAUCCGUCAAGGAUCGCCACUAAGAAAAAAAAGGGAAAAAUUCGUUGACCUGAGGAAAACUACUUAACAAAUUCUAUAAUUACCAUCAUUCUGCAUUACAGAUAACAAAUUUUACAUUUAUAGGAUUUUAUACAAUUGAAA